AUGGACCCGCCAUCCGGGGUGCUCAAGGAACUGGAGCGGAUAAUGGCGAAUUUUUUCUGGGGUCAGACGGAGCUGGGCCCUAAACACCACUGGCGUUCCUGGGAAAAACUAUGCUUUCCAGUGGAGGAAGAUGGCCUUGGCAUACGAUCCUUUAAAGACAUACAGGGGGCGUUCAGCUGCAAACUGUGGUGGCGUUUCCGCCAUUCCACCUCCUUGUGGGCUCUUUUCAUGAGGUCUCGUUAUAGUGAAGACAAUGGGGCAAUCCGCGGGACAUCCAGAGUCUGGCGACGAAUGCUGGCUGUUUCUGAUACGGGUAAUGUGGAUUCCCAAUGCACCUUCGACGGACAUUCUCUGCAGGCUACAGCAAUGGUGGCUUUGUCACCCUCCAAGCUCUGCACGGGGAAAGCUGUGCAGGGUGUUGCCGUCGCUAAUCUGUUGGGGACUUUGGAAGGUCUGGCCUUUGGUUCAAGUGACGGCGGGAUGAGGGGAACUGGUCCACUCGGGGAAUCCAAGCUCCUCUGGUGCUGGAGGGUGCUGCGUGACUCGGGGAGUAGUGUCCUACGCGGUUUCUCAUCCUUCUUGGGAUCAAGGACAAAUAUGGAAGCGAAGCCUUGGCAUUACUGGAGGGUAUUCUACUCUCCACAGAUUUCCCCCCUACAGGUUCAAAUGGACUCUCAGGUGCUGCUGGCUAUGGUGAAUGGCAAUGGAAGAAUUCCUUGGACGCUAUGGAAACUAUCUCACGCAUCCAACCUUAGCGCGGGGCCCGCUAGGUCACUUUCACUCAUGUUUAUCGGGAGGCAAACGGGUGCCGACGCGCUUGCAAAACUAGCUAGUUCCACAGAAUCUCUAACACUGGACCGGUAUUUGAUUAUUGAGGCUAAUGGUGGUCUUAAUCAGCAGCGAUCAUCGAUAUGCAGUGCAGUGGCCUUGGCUGGGCUUUUGGGAGCAACUCUAGUUAUUCCACGCCUCGAAUUUCAUAGUGUUUGGCAAGAUUCAAGUGAAUUUGCAGAUAUUUAUGAUGAAGAACAUUUCAUAUUUACCCUGAAAGAUUUUGUAACAGUAGUCCGGGAGCUACCUGAAGAAAUAAUGAAAACAUAUGAUUUUAACAUCAGCAGUAUACCAAAUAUUCGUGUCCAAGCUUGGGCUCCUGCCAGUUACUACUUAGGAGAAGUUUACCCAGUCUUGCUCAACCAGAGGGUUGUCCGCAUAUCUCCAUUUGCAAACAGGCUGUCAAUGAAUGUUCCACCUCAUAUUCAGUUUUUAAGAUGUUUGACCAAUUAUAAAGCUCUCAGAUUCUCUUCUGCCAUAUCGAAUCUUGCACAAAAAUUAGUCAAUAGAGUGACAGAGAAAAGCUCUUCCUAUGGUGGGAAGUAUGUUUCAAUUCAUCUCCGCUUUGAGGAGGACAUGGUGGCCUUCUCUUGUUGUUUAUAUGAUGGUGGAAGGUCUGAAAAAUUUGAUAUGGAUGCAAUACGAGAGAAGGGGUGGGGUAAGAAAUUCAAGAGCAGCGGUCAUGUGAUUUCACCUGGUCUUAAUCGCAUUAAUGGAAGGUGUCCUAUGACUCCUUUGGAGGUUGGGAUGAUGCUUAGAGGUAUGGGAUUUGCCAAUGACACGCCUAUUUAUUUGGCUUCAGGAAAAAUUCACCAGGCAGAUAGAAAUUUAAUGCCUCUUCUCAAGAUGUUCCCCCUAUUACAGACGAAGAACUUGCUUGCAACAGAAGACGAGCUUGCUGAGUUUCAGGGAUACUCUUCAAGGUUAGCUGCAUUGGACUAUGCUGUAUGCUUGUUUAGUGAAGUAUUUGUCAGCACUCAAGGUGGAAACUUCCCGCAUUUUCUGAUGGGUCAUAGGAGGUUCCUCUAUAAUGGCCAUGCUAAAACCAUCAAACCCAAUAAGCCCAAGCUUGCGCUUUUACUGCACAACACAAGCAUAAGGUGAUAUCUGUUCUCCCAUUCUGUUUU
Molecule: messenger RNA, 1955 nt
Organism: Coffea arabica (coffee)
Lineage: Eukaryota; Viridiplantae; Streptophyta; Magnoliopsida; Gentianales; Rubiaceae
Source: RefSeq, a predicted model, not a curated record